Haemonchus placei is the source of this 168-nucleotide messenger RNA. The record is from the annotation of a GenBank genome assembly. Lineage: Eukaryota; Metazoa; Nematoda; Chromadorea; Rhabditida; Trichostrongylidae.
AUGCUCGGUAAUGCCGUUGAUGGCACAUCAGCUGCAGGUUUGCAUGUACCCAGACAGGACGAUCUACAGUCGAUGGUCUCACAAUUGCUCACCAGAGUCAACGAGAACAACUCAGAUGCCCUGCAUGUACGUAAACAGAUGUUUUCACGAAAAUUCUGGAAGAGAUGA